AUGGGGAGCGAGCCCAAGGAGAUGAAGUACAGGCGGAGGGCGAGGGCGCCCGAGCCGGGGGACUACGGGCAAUGCGGCGGCGCCGACCGGGGCGGCGCGGUGGACUGGGCCGCGCUCAAGCAGCAGGACCCGGCGGAGCUGCUCCGGAAGCUGGACGAGAUACGGGACCAGAUCACCCGGUCCUGCGAGGCCGCGGGGCCGCGGGGAGCGGAGCCGCCGCAGCACCGCAUGGGCCGGGGCGCCGUCUCCAUGCGCCACUCGCACGCCGACCCUCUGCCGCCCCCGCCGGGCCGUGGUGCGCCGCCGGAGUACUACCGCUCCUCGCGCCACGCCGGCCGGUACGGACAAGGCGGGCCGCUGAGCUCGUACGACCAGCGGUCCGUGUGCGAUGACAGGUACGCGAGGCAGCCCAGCGGGAGGUUCCGGCAGCCGCGCCCGGAGGGGCAGUGGGAGGGCUACGGGUACGGCGGCCACCACAGCUCGUGCCAGUGCGCACAGUGCGUGCACGCCCAGCGGGCCAUGCCGCCGCAGGAGGAGAGCAUUCCGAUGGCGAGGUUCUUCGCGGGGCAGCAGAGGCCGCCGUACCAGUUCGACAGGUCCGCCUCGUCGAUAUCGUCAGAGUAUGACCGGCGGUCGGUGGCUUCGUCGCUCUACUCGCACCUUUCGAUGUCCAAGAGAAGGGUGGAGUACUUCAGCAAGAGGGCAGAUAGCUUCUGCCGGCCGACGAAGGGCGGCGCGCCGUUCGUCGUCUGCAGCUCCUGUAACCAGCUUCUUCAGCUACCUCCUGGGAAAUGCACAUCACCGAAGCAGAAUCGGGUUCAGUGUGGCUCCUGCUCAGAGGUUGUUACUUUCGAUUUCAAGCCUAAAGGAGUGAAAGUUCAUCCGGUGAUCCCAUCAUCAUCUUUUAGUGUGCCAAAAAGUGUGAGAAGCUCCGAUCGCCGGGCUCCUCAAAAUUCUGGGUGGUAUCCAUAUGAGGAUGAUGACACUUCCAGUUUCGGUAGCUAUCGACAGAAGCAGAAUUUUUCCGACAAUCUGUCGCAGUCUUCCACAGGAAGCUAUGGCAGCAGCACAAACAAAGAGCGCGGGCCAAACAAGAUCAGUCAGGUAAAAUCUGUUUCUGUCAGCAAGUCUAGAUUUGCAGAUAGCCCAAAAGAUAUAUUAUGUCAAGGAGAUGCAGACAGUCAGGUCGAAGCUUCAGUUGUUCGCACAAUCAGUCCACAAGCCCCAAUUUUAGAGGAUAAACUUGUUGAUCCCUUUUCCAGCCAGCAAAAUGAUUGCAGUGGUGGGGAUCAAAUCAAGAGCAAGAGGUAUGGCUUAAAUAGCAAAGGAAACUUUGAUGUUCGAGGUGAGAGGAUUGAUGUGAAAUGUGAACAAAAGAGCAAUGGAAGUCGGAAGGAUGGAUUUAGUGGAGAAACCGCGAAGAAAACAUAUGGACAGAAAUAUCUCAAACAACUUAAUGCUAGUUGUCCUGAUGGUCACAUUGGUAACAAGAACCCGCGGAAGGCCAAUAGUGAUGAUAGCAGGAGCAGCAGCCUCGAAGAUGAAGCUACAAGCAAAAGGUAUGAAGGAAAGAGCAAACAAGAUGACAACAACUUUGAAGUUCAAGGCGUUAAUAAGAGAUACGACAACUGCAUCAAGGAAGGUUAUAACAAUGAGUUUGGAUUCGAUAGCAUAACUAAGACAUGUGAUGAAGAGAGCAUAGAAGAUGAUUGUGCUAAAUCACUGUCCUCAAACGGUGAAAAUGCCAAGAGAGUGGGCAAAAAUGAGUCAUCGGUCAGUGAGCGAACAAAUACUAGUUCUCAUGUUUCUUCUGAUGCUGGGCUAGAUGAAAUUCAAUCUUCAGCUGGUAAGAGUGGGGAUUCAUCAUUUUUUGGUGGUUUCUUAAAGAAAGGUUUGAAGGAUCUUUCUUUAUUCAACCAGUCUAUGGACAGUGUCAAGGUUUCCAUCAACGGUCAUCCAAUCUCUGAGCGUGCUCUUCGUAAGGCGGAGAAAAAAGCUGGUCCUGUUAGCCCUGGUUCAUAUUGGUAUGACCAACGUGCUGGAUUUUGGGGUGUCAUGGGGCACGAGUGUAGCGGCAUUAUCCCUCCAUUUAUAAAAGAAUUCAGUUAUUCAAUGCCCAAGAAUUGUGCUGGUGGGACUACUGGAGUGCUUGUAAAUGGAAGAGAACUUCAUCAGAAAGAUUUCGAUUUGCUUGUAAAGAGAGGCCUUCAACGUUUCUCUGAAAAAUCAUAUACCGUUGAUAUCUCAGGAACUGUGACUGAUGCUACAACUGGCGACAAAUUACGCAGCCUUGGAAAGCUUGCUCCUACAAUCGAGAAGAUGAAACGCGGUUUUGGCAUGCACGUCCCUGAAGAGAUAAGUUAG
Messenger RNA from Triticum turgidum subsp. durum (durum wheat), 2364 nucleotides. The record is from the annotation of a GenBank genome assembly. Lineage: Eukaryota; Viridiplantae; Streptophyta; Magnoliopsida; Poales; Poaceae.